Molecule: messenger RNA, 3333 nt
Organism: Saccostrea cuccullata (small rock oyster)
Lineage: Eukaryota; Metazoa; Mollusca; Bivalvia; Ostreida; Ostreidae
Exons: 11
Coding region: 1649-2869 (406 amino acids)
Biological process (GO): DNA integration; DNA recombination
Molecular function (GO): DNA binding
Source: RefSeq, a predicted model, not a curated record
AAGUUUCUUUUAAACAGGCAAUUUGAGAAGUCCGGAAGAUAUCAAUAAGUUUUUAAAAUCUAACUUGGUGGCGUCUGUAGAGGACGAGAUUCGGAAAGCCUCACAUAACCUACAGAAAUGGUUGAAGCAUCAGUCAACCAUUUCUGUAGAUUAUCCUCCUUCUAUGUCGCCCCCUAAUGCUGGAAAAUUUGAGACCGUAGGGUCUCAAAUAUCCUCCAGGGAAGGAGAGCUUAGAAGAAGGUUGAACGAAGCAAUGACAGAAACAGACUCAGAAAGUUUAUUUUCCCUGGAGAACAUUUCACCGAUAAAAAAGGGUGAAAAGAAGCAACCAGAAAGCCGAAAGAUUGUUGGAAAAAGAAAACUAUGAAGAGACUCAGACACAAACAUGCGUGCCUAAAGUGUGGUAAGAGAGUUGUCCAUAUGCGGCGUCAUAUGCGACAAGUUCAUAAACAGGAUACUUUUGAAAAAGCGGUAAAGCAAAGGCGUUACAUUGUUCGGAAAUGUAUUUUAUGCAAUAAGGCAAUUGCAAGAUUUGGUGACCAUCUUAGGAGGUCGCACCACAUCUCGAAAAGGGAACGUAUUGAGGACCUCCGUUUCCAAAGUCCACCAGUUGUGGACAACUUUACGACUGAGGAAUGUGUACCUUUGACAAUGGAGUUCUUUAUCAACGUUCGGGACUACGUGAUUUUCCGGAUCCUUAUAGCAAAUGGAAAGAGGGCAGGAGCCGUCCUUUCGAUAACGCACGAUGUUAUUCAAAAACGACAGCUAAGAGAGGAGGGAUAUAUCACGUUAAGGGUAACAAAGCAUAAGACGGACUUCAAAGGCUCAGCGAUAGUCGGCUUAUCACCCGAGCUCUGUUUUUUGUGCAAAAGUAUAUCCACCUGGCAAGGAGAUUGCCCAACUUCGUCUUCAAGAAAUUGGAUUCCAUUUUCAUUAAGUGGCCCCCGGGGGGAAGACCUCCAAAGCCACUCGUCAAUUCGGGCUAAAACAAAGGUCUCGGCAGGUUGUGGAACAAAAUAUUCGGUUUAAACAAACCGAUUUCUACAACUAGGCUCAGAAAAGCAGUUGUCACCGAAGUCAGAAAGGCUGUACCCCAUUCAAGGGAUGUGCUACUUAGGCACAUGUCCCAUGAGCCUACCAACAGCCGACAAAUAUUAUCAGAUGGCAGACAAAUCAAAGAUGGCGGUGCCCGUGUCUACACUCAUAACGGCUGUCAUGGAAGGGGAAAGUGAAGUCCUCUGGCGAAACGAUCAUCUACUGGCCUUGCCAACCCCAGGAGAGAAAUACCAUCAAGUAACAACGGCAAUUUGAGAAGUCCGGAAGAUAUCAAUAAGUUUUUAAAAUCUAACUUGGUGGCGUCUGUAGAGGACGAGAUUCGGAAAGCCUCACAUAACCUACAGAAAUGGUUGAAGCAUCAGUCAACCAUUUCUGUAGAUUAUCCUCCUUCUAUGUCGCCCCCUAAUGCUGGAAAAUUUGAGACCGUAGGGUCUCAAAUAUCCUCCAGGGAAGGAGAGCUUAGAAGGAGGUUGAACGAAGCAAUGACAGAAACAGACUCAGAAAGUUUAUUUUCCCUGGAGAACAUUUCACCGAUAAAAAAGGGUGAAAAGAAGCAACCAGAAAGCCGAAAGAUUGUUGGAAAAAGAAAACUAUGAAGAGACUCAGACACAAACAUGCGUGCCUAAAGUGUGGUAAGAGAGUUGUCCAUAUGCGGCGUCAUAUGCGACAAGUUCAUAAACAGGAUACUUUUGAAAAAGCGGUAAAGCAAAGGCGUUACAUUGUUCGGAAAUGUAUUUUAUGCAGUAAGGCAAUUGCAAGAUUUGGUGACCAUCUUAGGAGGUCGCACCACAUCUCGAAAAGGGAACGUAUUGAGGACCUCCGUUUCCAAAGUCCACCAGUUGUGGACAACUUUACGACUGAGGAAUGUGUACCUUUGACAAUGGAGUUCUUUAUCAACGUUCGGGACUACGUGAUUUUCCGGAUCCUUAUAGCAAAUGGAAAGAGGGCAGGAGCCGUCCUUUCGAUAACGCACGAUGUUAUUCAAAAACGACAGCUAAGAGAGGAGGGAUAUAUCACGUUAAGGGUAACAAAGCAUAAGACGGACUUCAAAAGGCCCAGCGAUAGUCAGCUUAUCACCAGAGCUCUGUAUUUUGUGCAAAAGUAUAUCCACCUGGCAAGGAGGAUUGCCCAACUUCGUCUUCAAGAAAUCGGAUUCCAUUUUCAUGAAAUGGCCCUCUGGGGGAAACGUCCACAGCUACUCGUCAAUUCAGGCUUAAACAAAUGUCUCGGCAGGUUGUGGAACAAAAUAUUCGGUUUAGACAAACCGAUUUCUACAACUAGGCUCAGAAAAGCAGUUGUCACUGAAGUCAGAAAGGCUGUAUCCCAUUCAAGGGAUGUUUUAUCUAGGCACAUGUCCCAUGAGCCUACCACAGCCGACAAAUAUUAUCAGAUGGCAGACAAAUCAAAGAUGGCGGUGCCCUUGUCUAGGCUCAUAACGGCUGUCAUGGAAGGGGAAAGUGAAGCAUCAAGAACUACACAACAGAUUGCUCAGACAAGCACCAUUCAAGAGAUAUCGCAGACAGGUACUGCGGAAGGAAGUUCAAACCCUAACCCUACCCCUGAUUCUGACUCUCCAAAGAAAACGACAAAAACACCAAAAGGUUUUCCACAGUUGCCGUCAGGGCCACAUAAAAGGAGAUCGUUUAGCGAAUUAGAAGUGCGAACGCUAUCAGUCCUGCUAAGCGGACUCGACUUUACAAAAGGAAUUACAAAACUGGCAGUGAUUAACAAUCUCGAAGAAUCAGAGGAGGGAAGGCUGUUCUUGCUAAAUAUGCAAAAUAAAUUAGGAUCAGAGUACCAAAAGGAAAUAUAAUUGACAGAGUAAGGACAUUGUUUAGGAAGUGAAUUUCUUGAAGUCACGGUUAGCCUUAGCAAACACUUUUUUUGUACCGUUGACUUUUCAUGUAUAAAAUUCGAUAAUCAAACUUCUUUGGAAACGUGGUACGCCAUCUUUAUUUUAUCUCAAUGUGAUUUCUCUGUGAUAUGCCGGCAGAAGUGGUACACCAUCUUUAUCUCUAAACUAUAACUCUCAGUGACAUGCUGGCAGAGGUGACUGUGUUUACAUAACUUUCAAUACUUAAAGAUUCAAGUUCAUCUAAACAAUUCCCCAAGGUCAUAUGACCAAGGUUACAGUUGAAAAAGAGGUGUCAUCAUUUUUUUGUAUAAAAUAGCAUUAACAUUUAGUAUUCAUUAUCAAGAAUUGCCAAACAUUCAAUGUGUGUAGAGCAAUGUUAAGUAUUGUAUGUGAAUAGAGCAAUGUUAAGUAUUAUUUGACAA